Messenger RNA from Lytechinus variegatus (green sea urchin), 3040 nucleotides. RefSeq lists its product as uncharacterized. Gene Ontology annotation, biological process: positive regulation of DNA-templated transcription. The transcript is spliced from 2 exons. Gene Ontology annotation, cellular component: nucleoplasm; chromatin. The record is from RefSeq and is a predicted model, not a curated record. Gene Ontology annotation, molecular function: ubiquitin-protein transferase activity; protein binding; zinc ion binding. Lineage: Eukaryota; Metazoa; Echinodermata; Echinoidea; Temnopleuroida; Toxopneustidae. Bases 354 to 2987 code for a protein of 877 amino acids.
GCUUCACAUGUUUUUGUCAUACCUUAUUACAUGUAUGCCCUACUGUGCAAAGAGAACCAUUGUGAAACAACAAGGGGCCUCACCUCAACACCAUGGCAUUAUAAAAGAAUUUACCUCAACUGGCUUCUUUGGAAUGUCAAAGAGUAUUAAGGAGCUUUUAUUGUGCAUUCUCUGGGAUUGAGCUGAGCAUACAGUUACAUGUACAUAGAUACGGUGUAUAUUCACCAGUCCAUAGCAGACUACAGAUUGGCAGCCACCAUAAGCACACUGCACAAUCAUAGCUCAGCUCAGGCUCUUGGAACAUAUGAUAACAUGACAUAAUAAAACAUCAUGGCAAAACUGUUCCUGAGGUGAUGGCUCAUUGUAGCAACGGACUAAACCACAGAAUUUCAUUCAAUGGUCCAUUCUUCUCCAAAAAGGAUAGAAACACCAACAGCCACAUAGCAGAGUUCCGUAAUAAGCACCUGGUUUGUGCCGGGUGCAAGCAGCGCUUUGUGACUUCUGUCUACACACCAACGCUGCUUCCCUGCCUGCAUUCCAUCUGUCCAACUUGCUUGGAAGAAGCAACAUCCAAGGACAGCGACACUGUCAGCACUGUUUGUCCAUAUUGUAAGCAACAGGUGCCAUCCACACAAGGUGUCUUGACAAGGAAAUCCAUUGCUCCAGACUUCCAUGUUGAUUACCUUGCAGAGUACCUCGGAUACACGGAAGGGAUCGUUAGACUCUGUGAAGGUUGUGAAUCUUUCACCAAACUCGCCAGUGCUUGCUGCUCCAACUGCAUCAAAUUCCUGUGCAAAGAGUGUCUGAUUAGACAUCAGUACACUGUAGGAUACCAAAAUCAGCAUUUCCUUGAGGUCAAUGAUCUGACAAAGGAGGAGUGGGCAGUACUGUCGCGUCAGCAACGCUUUUGUGUGGUCCAUCAAAGUCAGGCCCUUACUCUUUUUUGUACUGGUGAAGAGUGCAACCUGCCCAUCUGCCUUUCCUGCUGCAAAAGCGAUCAUAUCUCAGACGGACAUAACAUAUCCGACCUGUCUUCGGUUGUGGAACAGCUGAAAGUCGAACUUCAAGAGCUUAUCAUCAUGAGUGAGAAACAAACCCAAAUGCUCGAGAAGCUGUUGGAGAACAUUGAUCUAGUGACCCAGAAGCUCACAUGCAAUGCUGAGGAAGCGACGAGUCAAAUCAAAGCCCUCUUCAGCAGGUGUCACAAGGUCCUGCAGCAGAGAGAGGAGGCUCUACUUAAAGCUGUCACAGAUGCACACACUAAGAUGCAACAAGGACUUAAGCAACAGAAGGAUGACACUAAGACCAUGCUUUCACACAUUGCUGUCAUGACAGACUGUGCAAACACCAGCAAUAAUGCGAACAGUACAGUAUCCAUAGCCAGGGUGCAAAAGAAGUUAGAAGGAUUCUUCAAAGAGGUUGCAAGCGGGGUGUUCUAUCCUCUACCGUUGGCCAACAGCUGCAUUGACUUCACUCACAGGCAUAAUGAAGCCUUAACUUAUUUUGAUUAUGCAGUGAAAGACCUAGGUAAAGUGACCAACGGAGAUGAAGUGCCUUUCUUGACAGUGGUAAAUCCUCAAGAGUCUUUCGUCAAUCAGGAAAGCACUGUGAGACUUGAAAUGACCAACUUGAAAGGAGAUCGCAGCACAAAGGGUGGAACCAUAGUAUCCGCAAAUAUGAAGACUCCUUUUGACGAGAACUUACAGUGUACCGUUGUUGAUAACAUGGAUGGAUCAUACAUCAUACGGUAUCUUCCUACUGACCCUGGUGAUCAUCUCUUGCAUGUUGAGGUCUGCCACGAGCCUAUCAGAGAUCAGCCAAUAACAAUUCCAGUGUAUGCUCUUUGUACAGAAAUCAAGGGGGAGAACACAGAUGAAGAAUGCAUGGUGGAAAUCUAUGCGAAUGAUUGCAACGGAAAGCGCCAGGCGUUACCCAAAGACCUCAAGUUCUCAGCAGAUGUCCUGGACCCGCAACACGAGGAACUGAAAACUCAGAUCUACUAUUACCCGUAUGGCUACCAUGGCAUUGUCUUCCGUCCAAACAGUAUUGGUGAGCAUAAGCUGACAAUUAACUUGAACAAUGUGCUUGUCAAGUCUACCCCUAUCAUGGUGCCCAUCCACAGGAUCAUCUCUUGUCAAGUGGACAAGAAACCUUUCUUCCUGGAGAACAUCUCUGGGAUGACAGUGACCUACAUGGGUAAGAUCUUCCUUGCAGACACUAUACAGAACGAAAGAGUGCUGGGAUUCAAUCAAAAUGGUGAAUGCUUCACCAAGAUCAAAACACCAUACAAGGGAGAUGCCUUGAUCACUAAAGACAGAAAAGACAACCUUGCAAUGCUCUUUCCUUAUCGACAAGUAAUGAUCUUUUAUACUCAGAAGGGGAAGCAGGUCCGUUUCUUCGACACACCGCAGGUUGUCAAUCCUGUGUCAAUUGCUGUCACAUCCGCAGAGGAAACACUCAUCCUGGAAUGCCUCAGCAGUUCUGUUUUGGUGUACAACUCUGCAGGGUUCCUCCAGACGACUGUCGGUGGGACCAACCACGCUAUCAGUCUCGGCUACCCGAUCUCCAUGAGCCUUGAUUCCAGGGACAACAUUUACAUCAGCAACAAGACGGGAGGUUCCAUCCUGAAUCUGACCUGGAAGGGAGACUUCAAGCGUAGUAUCAGUCUUCCGGAGGCCUUCAAUCAGAUCGGUUCCGUUGACUGCACCCCCGAUGGCUACAUCCUGAUCCACGAGGAGAAGCUCUCUCAGGUUGUUUACGUUGUCAGCAGGAGGAGCGGUAACGUCCUGCGCACCAUCAAUGUCCACGGCAUCGUUGGUUUCCUGGAGCACCUCGGCGUGACCCCUGAUGGUUGUUUCAUCAAGUUGGACCGCAAGAAAGGGUGUCUGAGAAAGUACAGGUAUGCGUACUACUCAAGACGUAACACCUAUCCUGCUAUAGCUGCAUCUACUGCUGAUGAUCAAAAUGAUUUUGAGGUGGUGGGAUAGCAAGACAAAGAUGCUUCAUAUCUGUUCCAUGCAAACCAGUGGAUUUAUAUAUU